AUGAUUGUUUUAGUGAACUUGCUUCUGGUACUGCUUCUUCACAUGGUACACAAAGCUCACGUUGACAACUGUAGGGUCAGAAAACCUUACCCUCCACUUCACAAGUAUCAUCAGCCAGGAGACCUCCUCAUUGGGGGCAUUGCUUCUUAUAGUACCUUCGUCUCCAGUCCAAUAGACUUCGCUGAUGAACCCCCUCCACCAUUAUUGGAGGAACUUGUGGUAUUGCCAAAGCAUUACCAGCACAUCCUGGCCCUGGCAUUUGCAAUAAAGGAAAUCAAUGAAAACCCUCAGAUCUUACCCAAUAUUACCUUGGGCUUCCACAUCUAUGAUAGCUAUGACAAUGCAAGGAAGACCUAUCAUGCCACAAUGCUACUGUUGACUACACUGGAAAAUGUUGUACCUAACUAUGUAUGUGAUAUCCAGAAUAAGCUAACAGCAGUUAUUGGGGGACUGGACUCUGACAUCUCCCUUUAUGUGGCAAAUGUCUUGGAUAUACAUAAGGUUCCACAGCUCAUCUAUGGCUCUGCUCCCAUUAUGAAUGCUAAAACUCCAGGCCUUCCCUUCUACCAGAUGGCCCCUCAGGAAGCCCUUCAGUAUGAGGGGAUUCUUUCUUUGCUCCUCCAUUUCAGUUGGAGGUGGAUUGGGGUCAUUGUUACAGAUAAUGACAAUGGAGAACGAUUUCUGCAAAUUGUCAUUCCACUAUUUUCUAAGAGGGGUGUCUGUUUUGCCUUCAUAGAAAUACUUGCCAAAAUAGGUUUUGUCACUGAAAUUAAUGCUGUGCUACACCAGGGAGCAAAAAUACAUGACAAAGUGAUGGUCAGCAAAGCCAACAUUGUGGUGGCAUAUACAGAAUCUUAUUCUAUGGCAUACUUUCUAUGGCUUCCAUAUCUAUCUGAACAAGAGCACAUGACAAAGAAUGCAAAGGUAUGGAUUACGACAUCCCAGAUGGACUUCACUUCAUUUGUCCUUCAAAGGAACUGGGAUACAGGGAUAUUCCAUGGCACUAUCUCCUUCAGAAUCCACUACAGUGACCUACUAGGAUUUCAGCAAUUUCUUGAGAGCAGAAACCCUUCUAACACUGAAGAAGAUGGUUUUAUCGGGGAGUUUUGGCAACAGGCCUUUGGCUGUGUAUUCCCAGAUAGCAUUGUGGGCAAUGUGGAUGGAGACAUUUGCACAGGGGAAGAGAAGCUGGAGAGCCUUCCUAGAUCAUUUUUUGAAAUGGGCAUGACUGGCCACAGCUACAGCAUCUACAAUGCUGUCUAUGCUGUGGCCCAUGCUCUACAUGCCAUGUAUUUAUUGAGAACCAAGCAUGGAGCAAUGUUGAACAGAGGAGGGUGCAAGCUUCAGAAUCUACAGUUUUGGCAGCUCCAUCACUUUCUGAAAGGUACCAUGUUCAAUAACAGUGCAGAUGACAAAGUUUCCUUUAAUCAAAAUGGGGAGCUAGUUGCUGGAUUGGAUAUAAUCAACUGGAUUAUUUUCUCCAAUCAAUCAUUUCAUAGAGUAAGAAUUGGAAGGAUGGAUCCCCAUGUUCCUGUAGACCAAGCAUUUACCAUUGAUGAGGAUGCCAUCACAUGGCACAGCUGGUUUAAUCAGACCCAGCCUGUUUCUCUGUGUGUUGAGAGCUGCCAUCCAGGUACUCACAAGAAGGUGAAAGAGGGAAAGCCAUUUUGCUGCUACGACUGCAUCCUAUGUCCAGAAGGAAAGAUUGCAAACCAGGAGAAUAUGAAUGACUGCAACAAAUGCCCAGAAAAAGACUAUCCAAGCAAGGAUCAUGAUUUCUGUAUCCCCAAGAUUGUAACCUUCUUGUCUUAUGAAGAACCUCUGGGACUCAGUCUAGCCUUUUUGACAUUUUCCUUUUCUUUCAUCACAGCUGUGGUGCUGGGGACAUUUGUGAAACACAACAACACUCCCAUAGUCAAAGCUAACAAUCAGAGUCUCACCUAUACUCUCCUCUUCUCCAUUCUCCUCUGCUUCCUUUCUUCACUACUAUUUAUUGGCCGUCCUCAGAAGUUGACGUGUCUCCUCCGACAAACUGCCUUUGGCAUGACCUUCUCAGUGGCUGUUUCCUGUGUAUUUGCAAAAACCGUUACAGUGGUUUUAGCUUUCAUGGCCACAAGGCCAGGAUCCAGCAUGAGGAAAUGGGUGGGAAAAAGACUGGCUAGCUCCAUUGUUUUUUCCUGCUCUCUCAUCCAAGCAGGCAUCUGUGCCAUGUGGCUGGGAACCUCUCCCCCAUUCCUGGAUGUUGACAUGCACUCAGUGACUGAAGAAAUUGUACUGCAAUGUAAUGAAGGUUCUGUGACUAUCUUUUAUUCUGUCUUGGGCUACCUGAGCUUCCUGGCAAUUAUCAGUUUCACUGUGGCUUUCCUUGCAAGAAAGUUACCUGAUAGUUUCAAUGAAGCCAAGUUCAUCACUUUCAGCAUGUUGGUCUUUUGCAGUGUUUGGCUAUCAUUUGUUCCCACCUACUUGAGCACAAAAGGAAAAUACAUGGUAGCUGUGGAGAUCUUCUCCAUCUUAGCCUCCAGCUUUGGGUUGCUGGGUUGCAUCUUUUCCCCCAAAUGUUACAUUAUUAUAUUUAGACCUGAGCUGAAUAAGAAGAAGCAGCUAAUAAGAAGAUAA
Molecule: messenger RNA, 2616 nt
Organism: Elgaria multicarinata webbii
Lineage: Eukaryota; Metazoa; Chordata; Lepidosauria; Squamata; Anguidae
Product: vomeronasal type-2 receptor 26-like
Exons: 6
Coding region: 1-2616 (871 amino acids)
Biological process (GO): G protein-coupled receptor signaling pathway
Cellular component (GO): plasma membrane
Molecular function (GO): G protein-coupled receptor activity
Source: RefSeq, a predicted model, not a curated record